CCUAAACGAAAUUUAAAGUGCUGUAAGUGUCGUCUUGGCGGGGUAACCAGUACUAGCAAAAACGCCCACAUCAAAACAUAGUAUCAGCCUUUGCAUGGGACGCCGACGCUGCGCGGCGUGGGACACAAGCUCGAAAGGAAACCACAUGAUUUGCCCACUUGACGCCUGAAGGCCUCAUCUCCUUGCCAAGAGCCAUGUCGUCCACACUCGCAGGCCCAUUGACAGAUCACUGUUUCACUUCAGUCGCACACAGUGGUACACUCAAGGGUGAAAGCAUUACCAUCGCUGGCGUACCGACAUACCUAUCUGCUCCGCAAGCUUCCGUUGCGUCCACAGUAGAAACUGUCAUCCUGGCAAGUUUCUGUGUGUAUAGUUUCUUAGUAUGCGUAUUGAUCAGGAAGGCAGGUUUCACCGUGGUUGGAAUAGAUUACUUUUUUGGUGAUCCUGUUCAUCUGCAUCUCAACAAGCCCGGGUCCGAUCGCUCAACAUGGAGAACAAAAUCUAUCGAGCAAGCGAGGGCUAGCGUUCCAAAGUGGGUGGAUGGUGUCAAGGAAAUGUUUGGUACGAUCCUUGAUCAUCCUUCCCAGCAUACCGUGCUUCACUCAUACCACCCCAUAGAAACGGACUCUGCAUUCCCAGCGACGUUCCGACGACACGUUGAAGACAUCCUUGUGGAGAAGAGGGCAACAUACUAUUUUCAGAUAUUCAGCGGUGUAUCGCACGGCUUUGGAACAAGGGGAGAUCCAGAAAUCGAGACUGAAAGGUGGGCGAAGGAAGAGUGCCAACGUGCGAUGGUAGGAUGGUUCAAACGCUUUACGAGUAGCAAGUGAUAUGUGCUGUUAUUUUGAAAUCAGACUGUUUCAGUAAAUCAUCCUCAUACUGCGGCCUUACUCUGGAUUGUUUCAAAUGGACAGACCUUGUUUGCUUUCCGUGAACUCUCGAAGGUUG
Molecule: messenger RNA, 948 nt
Organism: Suillus discolor
Lineage: Eukaryota; Fungi; Basidiomycota; Agaricomycetes; Boletales; Suillaceae
Exons: 6
Coding region: 195-830 (211 amino acids)
Molecular function (GO): hydrolase activity
Source: RefSeq, a predicted model, not a curated record